UUGACAGCUGAUGAACAGCUGCAGAGAAGGCCGAUAUAUUUGUUUUUGAUGGAAUAUUUCUUUAUACAAUAAAAAGAGAAUUUAUCCAACGGACUUCAAAUUUAUAACAUCAUCGGUAUUAGCUAAAACGUGAACAAUGGCUAAAUUCUUAGCGCUCAUCGUGCUUACCUUGGCUGCUUUGCUUAACAUCGCCGCCGCUGAAAUGCCCGCAUUUAAAACGAUCUUUAAAUUCUUUGGCGGUGGCAAUGGCGUCGAAUUCAAUGGCAAUGGUACGCGUACCAAGGACAUCUCCCAAAUGACGCCCGAAGAGCUGGGCAUUUCGCGUGGACAAUGUCGUUAUGAUUUUCUGCCGUACAUAACGUACAGUGAACGCAUGUAUUGCACACCUGAUGAUCUCUAUAUACUGCAUCUUUUGCCUUCCAAUGUUACCGAACCAAUUCGUAAGCCACCGAUAAUGGUGCGUUGCCUGCAACCGGAACUGCCCGAGAAUGCUACACGCAACGACAAUACCCUACUCAUAAUGCAGAGUGUCAAAGACAUAGUUGCGCUACUAAAGCCACAAGGCGCUGCAACUAAACGCCAUGAGCCGGGCAGUUGUGUCAUUGUACUCUUCUACACCGAAUCCAGCCUCGGCUGUGCACACGUAGCGCCCUAUGCCAAUAUGCUGCCCAUACUAUUUCCGACAUUGCGUUUCGCCGCCAUUGAUGCAUUCAAAUUUCCCAGCUUCAAUACAGAAUUUGGCAUUGUUGGCUUGCCAACGCUGUUACUUUUCCAUCAGGGCCGACCGAUUGUGAAAUUCUACAGUGAUGUGGGCACUUUUCAUGCUUUCGUGACGCGGCACACGGGCAUCAAGCAUAUUGAACCAAUGCCAAAGGAAUCUGAAAUGACUGGACCAUUGCCGGUACAGCCUGUGCCGCAAGUUGAUUAUGUGCUCCUACUUGCCUGGUCAUUCAUUUUGCUAUGCGUUGGCAAUUACUUUGCAAAAUCACGGUUGUGUAAGCAAAUCGUGGAAAUGAUCAAACGGAAUUGGCGGGAAUCAGAGGCACGAAUGGAACGCAAUUGAAGACGGCGUUGCUAAGUUUUAGUUGUAAAUGUUAUUUCGUAGGAUUAAUUUAAAUUCGAAUAAAAUAAAAUUAAUAAAAAGCGUA
Anastrepha obliqua is the source of this 1148-nucleotide messenger RNA. RefSeq names its product thioredoxin domain-containing protein 15 (gene bug). Lineage: Eukaryota; Metazoa; Arthropoda; Insecta; Diptera; Tephritidae. Gene Ontology annotation, cellular component: cilium. The record is from RefSeq and is a predicted model, not a curated record. Bases 137 to 1063 code for a protein of 308 amino acids. The transcript has 2 exons. Gene Ontology annotation, biological process: cilium assembly.